Anguilla anguilla (European eel) is the source of this 3678-nucleotide messenger RNA. Its product is annotated as TSC22 domain family protein 2-like. NCBI's taxonomy places the organism in Eukaryota, Metazoa, Chordata, Actinopteri, Anguilliformes, Anguillidae. The record is from RefSeq and is a predicted model, not a curated record. Gene Ontology annotation, biological process: regulation of transcription by RNA polymerase II; response to osmotic stress. The transcript has 4 exons. Bases 1518 to 2900 code for a protein of 460 amino acids.
GAGAAAAAUUAUUCUUGCCUCUAACAGCGCUCUGGGUAAGACAUGGACAAGCAACUUAGCUACGCACGAGACGAUGAAACGACACCUUGCGUGCUAGUUAGAAAAAUGUUGAGAGUUGAGGUACGUACAGUUUAAAUAAAUCAAUUUUAAGUUUAUAUGUAGCUGCCUGGCAAACUAUUAAUCUUAAUAGCUAUCCUGUGUGACGCUAGUGCCAGUGUCUUCAGAAACGCACAUUAUAUGGAAGAGGCAAUACGCUAGCAACAAUUUUGUAGUUAUUGCUUUAGGUAUAGCUCCAUGCAUUAUAAAAUUAUGCUGGGUAAAAUAUUUUUUAAAUUAAUGUGUAGACUUCUCAUUGAUCCAGCCUAUUGAAUGUGUCACGUUUUGUUGCUGUGUUGUUGCUUUAUCCAGUUAUUGAUAUUUGGUUUCAUGCUGUGAUAAUUUAGUAUUCGCCCAAUCUUCCACAAAACUAUCAUACGCCAAAAAAUCGAAAGGAAAGUCUACGGAAAUUUAAAUAAAAAGAUUUUAAGUGAAUUUAAGGAAACUGACAAUGACUAUUUAAUCUGCUUCAGUGUUUUUGCUCGAUCGGUUUAUGCAUAUAAUUCCAAUUAUUUUAAUAAAAUAUAUGGCCAGGGUUCGGAUGUGAGCGAAGGCAGCCAAAACCGUUUCGUUAGCUUCUACAAUUCGAGUACGAGUUGCAUGACAUUAUGUAGAUACCAUUAGGGUUUUGACGCAUGCGACUGAAUCAUUUCUGGGUUUAAAAAAACAAAACAAAAAUAAAAAACAAAGCUCUUUCAAGAUAGCAGGUACAUUAAAAAAAAACUAAAAUAAACAGAAGUGGGCUCAUGUUCGGUCUGUUGAGAUAAGCUAUCCAUAAAUAAUUUGAACUGAGAUUUCCAAAUAACAUGAGCACAUAAAGACCAUUUCACAACAGCUUCUUCGUCUUUUACCAGUUAUUUUAAAACUGCACUGAAUGACACUAAAAAGGGACUGUGGACAAAAUUGGUGUCUAUAUUACUAUCUAUUGAAGGUUGACUAGCUUCUGUGUUCAGAACUGUUGUGAAUAUUCACUUUGAAAGCUGUUAACAAAAGCCCUAUUAUUUGAAGCAGAGUAUUGAAGAGGCAUACUAGUGCGUGUUUAUUUUCAAUAACAGCAUGCUGGUGGACCUUUAUUUCCACUAGUUGUCAGUACAGCUGUUUAAGCUCUAUGGCGAUAGGCUACCUUUUAAGGAAGUUGUCUCUGUGAGCGGAUCUUUAGAUUGCUUCUCUUUACUCCAUAACACUAAGUACAAAGAACAGGUUUAUAUCAGUUCUCAUCACCGUCCUGCAAGUAUUCACCAGAUUUUUGCCAGAUUUCUCUUUUUUUUAAAUUAGUUAAAAAGAUAUGCUGCUGUUGGGUAGUUUCUGCAUAGCAACCAGUUGCAGUCUUCUAACGAAGGAUGUGAGUAUGAACUUGUAUCCAGGAGGAAAAUAAACCCUCAUAAGCAAACAGAACAAAGGGAUUUCGUUUGUGGAAUAAAAUGAACACGGAUAAAAAAAGAGGUAGUUUCCAGAUAACCAGCGUGACUUUGGACUUUGACCGGGCGUCUCUGGAGUCCUCCUACAAGGCUGCCUUCUCUGACUGCACCAAUGAGCCUCCCCAGCAGCCUGCAGGGAAUUCACUGACCACUGGGGGGCAGGGUAGUGCACGCUCCACUUCUCCCAACCCUGAGCUGCCCAGUGCUUGUCUGGGGACUGUGGGCAGCAAGAAUGUUAAAGAGUCUGUGGGCUCUUUGGCUCCGUCACCAUCUUCACCUCCCUUUGGUGCUGGAAACACAGCAGCCGGGUUGGCGGGGGCAGUCGAGGGGAGCUGUGGUGGGCCUGCUCUUUUGGAUGUGCCCAGGGCUGGCCUGUACCACCUCAGCUUCAGCCAGCCCUGCAGCCCAUUGUCCGUUAGGAAGCAGGUGGACCUGGAGCAGGGCGGGGCGAGCUGCUGGCUGCCCAUGUCUUCCCCUCAGUCCCCAUCACGGUUCAGAGUGGUCCGGCUGGGACAGGGUCUGGGCGAGCCGUACUGCCGUGGCCGCUGGACCUGCACGGACUUCCUGGAGCGUGAUGGGCUGGACAGGGGGGGCCUGCAGAGGGUGAUGGAGAGCAUGCGGCACGCUCACUCCCUGGACUCCCUGGAGGUGGAGGGGUUUGCUAUGCCUGGGGGCGAGGGACCGGUGUUUAGGCCUCUGGUACAGGUCAACGCUCUCAACACAAGGCACAUGGUCAGCUUGCCAGGAGCUGUGGGAAUUUUGGCACCCGAUGUUAAAUCCAGUGCCGGCUGUGCUGUAAUGCCUGAAGGGGAGGGGACGGGCGAUUCUCUAGCAGGACACCCUGCUGUGAUUGACUCUCCCUCCCCCUUGCCCAUGGAUCAGUUUAGAAUUAUACCUGAGGAUCCAUCAUCCAAGGCCUUCAUCUCCCUCAUCCCCGGGUUUUCCCUCCAACACCAGCCGGACCCCUUUUCUUUACUGUCAACUUCUAGGCUCCUCCCCUUAUCCCAACGGGCUGGCCGAAACCUGCCUUUGCUGCAACUGGACCAGAAAGUCAAGCCCGACUCCUUGGCCACCCCCCAGAAGCAAGAUGGAGGCUUCUACCAUGAUGUUGGCCCCAAUCAUGCUCAGUCUACUUUCAGCCUGGCUCAGUCCAUGUUUGGAGCUGGGGGGGCUUUUGACCUGGGCAGUGAAAGUGGCUCUAGUAAAAGCAUGAUGGCAAUUGACAACAAAAUCGAGCAGGCCAUGGACUUGGUGAAGACCCAUCUGAUGCUUGCGGUGAGAGAGGAAGUGGAUCUGCUACGAGAGCAGAUCGCUGACCUUACAGAGAGGAACUCACAACUAGAGAGAGAGAACUACAUCUUGCGUACCAUGAGAGAGAGAGACUGAGUGGGAGAACUACAUCCUACGCACCAUGAUAGAGAGAGACUGAGAGGGAGAACUGCAUCCUGCCCACCAUGAGAGAAAGAGAGGAGAAAGAGAUAGAGCGAACUACAGUGUAUGAGAGAUGGAGAGAGAACAGAAAGGUAUAACAUUUUAUAGACCCCGAGAGAAAGGGAUAACUACAUUAUACCAGCCAUGUGAGGAAGGGACUGAAAGUGAAGGAAAACACAUUAAACACAUCCUAACAGAAAGGGAAAUUUCAUCCUACCAUCCCAUUGAAUGGGUAUAACAAAUUUUACGACCCUAAGACACAGGGAUAAACCUACAUCACACAGACCAGGAGGGAAUAAGGAUUGAAAGAAGUUGGGAGAAAUAUAUCCUAUAGACCCUAAUCCUACCAUUCAUACUUUUGUGGAAAUUCAGCCAAAUACACAAUUGGGUCCACAGGCUGUCUGUCAAGAUGAAUUUUCAUGUUCCCGUCUCCAAGAAAUGUAAUCUUCCAAGAAAUUUGCGGAAUGGGAUUUAAAUGCCGUCCAGCCUGCGUUUUAAUGCCAGCGUGUAAAAAGUGGAGCACUGUGGCAGUUAUCUACUUUCCUUCAGAUUCUUCUGUCGUUUGUCAUUAGUAACACACAGCAGAUUUUCCACAAAAGUGUGGCCAUUCGGGGCACCUGUUCAGCUGGGAGGGGAUCUGGGGGAGAUAGCAUGAACCUCCGCGCGCAUUACGCUCUCCCAGUGAAACUCCUCGCUGUCAGGUAAAAAGAAGCGGCUGGCGACUCCACAUGUA